UCAAAUAUUUAAUUCAAGAAAAGAAAAAGAUAUCACUGCAACUUUUAUACUUAUUUAUCCAUUUAUUAUCGCAUUACUCAUCAGUGUAAAAAAAUAAGUAUUGUCGUUUUUGUUUUUUCUCAUUGAAUUGUGUGGAAAUGGAUCCAAUCACAGUUUUGCAAAGUAGAAUUGAACAACUGGAGGCCAAGUUAGGUUUAGCUACGAGUACGACUCCAGACGGUCAACAGGGGGAUUCCGCUACCGCUCAUUUACUUAACACCGCUCAAACUGUGAACAAUGCCACAGUGGGGCUUGAAAAGCUCUCCGAAGCUGUGAAUAUGGCCAACGAACUGAACAACUACACCGACCCAAAUUUCGUUGAAAUGAGUGAGCAGAGCAACAAGCAUGCGCAGGUGGUGGCGGCUGCGGAGCCGGUGCUGCGCCAUCACUGCUCCUGCAUGCACCGCUGCAAACAGGCUGUUCCAGUAUUAGAGUCUGAACCAAUACAGCAUGUUCCUGAAAUGCAGGCAGCUGUUGAUAACAUGAACCAAGCUGCAGCAGAAGUAAAAGCUGAAGCAGAUGCAGUAUCUCUCGGAAUACAAGAAAUAGCAGAGACGUGCGGAGCCGCCGCGGCGGCGGCGUCGGAGCAGCUGGCGGGCGCGGCGCGCCGCGUGGAGGAGGCCGAACACAAGCUGUUCCCUCAGCGCAGGAACGGCCUGGAUUAGCCCCGCUUGCCUCUCGAUUCUCCAUUUCUACUCUACGCUCUACUACUGCUACUGGGCUCGUAGCCGAGAGUACAAACGAUCACUCUCUGAAUUCUGAACCCUAACGUACGUCCUCUGUCGCUCUUCCGCAUUGGUGCGAUACAGACAGUUGCAUAUCCAUCGCCACGAACAGAGAUGGCCAUUAAUCGAGUAACUUUUUCGACUAAUUAACCCGUGGAGCGCCCUAUAGACACACCGUGUCUAUAAG
Molecule: messenger RNA, 951 nt
Organism: Leguminivora glycinivorella
Lineage: Eukaryota; Metazoa; Arthropoda; Insecta; Lepidoptera; Tortricidae
Exons: 4
Coding region: 138-704 (188 amino acids)
Biological process (GO): cytoskeleton-dependent cytokinesis
Cellular component (GO): dynactin complex
Source: RefSeq, a predicted model, not a curated record